AUGUUUCUCGCAGCAGAGAUUUUCGUGUUUGCGGUGAGCCCACUUGGCCUUCUCACCAACGCCCUUUUCGUCUUUUUCGUUGUUCGCAUCAAGUCCAUGCGAACACCCUUCAACAUCAUUCUUUGCAACCUGUCGGUAGCCGGAGUCUUGUUCUUAAUUCUCGCAGUGUUUUACACGCAUUUCGGUGCCAGAGAUGAGCCCCUCAAACGCGUUUUCUGUUUCCUGUUCGCCAUCUGCUACGUAGCGUCCGGUCUUUUUGUGAUUCUCGUUGCCUCUGAACGCCUCCUCGCAACUUUUACACAGUUCUCGUCCAUUUGCCAAGACUCCAAUGGACGCUUGGCAGCAGUUUGCGCUGGCUGCUGGCUGGUAGCACUGGCCUGUGGUGGGCUGAUCAAGCUUUGCGUCUUGGUGUUCUUCGACAGCCCGUACACUUUGAUGAUCAUAGUUCUCGUGCUCAGUGCAUUGUUCCUCGUUGUAGACAUCAUCCUGUAUGGUUGUACUAUCUGGAGACUGUGCAAACGCCCGUUGGUAUCACCUACCUUACAGCGUCGAGUUGUCAUCAAGUUGGCCAUCACCACCCUGAUUGUCUCAAUCUUUGAUUCAACCCAUGCCGUACAGAUCAUCGUGCACUACUUCGCCGAGGGGAGGCUGGAUCGGACACCUUUCGAGAUGUUUCUUUUGGCCAUCAGCUCUGUCAGUGCCACCAUCAACCCGAUUGUCUACGGUUUCUUCAGUUUCGAUUUGAAGAAGUUCUCGGCAAGGAAGAUAUUUUGUGAAUGCUGCGCCAAUAAGCGUGGAUCAAACGGUUAUUCGAACGGUCAACUCGUACCACAGUCAACUCGUACCGGCUAUUCAACGUACGUUGUAGUGAAGAUCCAGAAGAGAUGUCAACUCGUGCCACAGUCAACUCGUACCAGCUAUUCAACGUACGUUGUAGUUCAAAUCUAG
Molecule: messenger RNA, 948 nt
Organism: Asterias rubens (European starfish)
Lineage: Eukaryota; Metazoa; Echinodermata; Asteroidea; Forcipulatida; Asteriidae
Exons: 3
Coding region: 1-948 (315 amino acids)
Biological process (GO): neuropeptide signaling pathway
Cellular component (GO): membrane; neuron projection
Molecular function (GO): G protein-coupled receptor activity; neuropeptide binding
Source: RefSeq, a predicted model, not a curated record